Messenger RNA from Gongylonema pulchrum, 873 nucleotides. NCBI's taxonomy places the organism in Eukaryota, Metazoa, Nematoda, Chromadorea, Rhabditida, Gongylonematidae. The record is from the annotation of a GenBank genome assembly.
UUUCACGCUCAUCGAGACAUUUUUUUAGAUGCUGCGAAUUUGACGCUUACCGGGCAUAAAAAGCAGUUAGCCGAGAUCGCUCAGACGGAUCCGGAAUUUUAUAAGUUCUUAAAAGAGGAAGAUGGAGAUUUGUUGCAGUUUGACGAGUCCGAUUCGGAGCUUAAAGAUCCCAAUCUUGAGUUAGACGACGGUCAAUCGUUUGAAGAGGAAGAAGAAGAAAAGGAACAGGGUGAGAAGGGUCUGCAGCGUGAUCCAAGCGGCCAGUAUGUUAUCGAUGCUUCUUUCGUGCAUGAUUUGCAUAUCUCAUUAUUAGAAAAGUUUUCGAAAACAAUAGUGGACCAAAAUAUCCUAUGUUUGAUUCCAGAUCCCAAUCUUGAGUUAGACGACGGUCAGUCGUUUGAAGAGGAAGAAGAAGAAGAAAAGGAACAGGGUGAUAAGGGUCUACAGCGUGAUCCAAGCGGCCAAUAUGUUAUCGAUGCUUCUUUCGUGCAUGAUUUGCGUAUCUCAUUAUUAGAAAAGGAGAGACCGGAGCCAUCGGUAGUACGGCGUGCAGUUGUGGCAUUUACGGCUUGUGUGGUGCGAGUUGGCGCCAACAUUGAACCACCAAACUAUGUGAUCAACGACGGGGCCGUGUUCGAAAGCGUCGUUCGGUUGUGUUUUACAGAACUGAGCAGAUGCCUGUACUCUCUGUUGGGCCCAGUCAAAAUUGAGGAUACUGCGGAAAAUCCUCCUUCGGCUGAUACCGAAAAGCGCACAAGGCAGCCACAUUUUCGACGUUGGAAAAAGCAUCACAGAUUGGUGAAGAACUAUCUUCACGCCUUAUCACUGGUAGCCUUAUCGUGUUUGAAUUUUUUUUUUUUUUUUGAUGUUUAA